CAUAAGAGUUUUAGCGCAAUAAAUCAACAAGGCACACAAGCAAUGUGGUAUGCGGAUCCUGCCCGUUUGGGGCUUUAUUUGGGAAUAUUUGUUAUCAUCAUUGGUUCUUGUUUUGAAGUGGCCGAGGGCUCGUCAUUUUCAUUGACAAAAUCGAAACUCAAAGCCAGGAGAGACAAUACCAAAAAGAACAAGAACAAGAAGUCAUCAUCUUUCUCCCUGUCGAGUCAUAACAGCAACAAGAAGAAGUCUUCCAAGGGCGGGCCCAAGUUUAGCCUGACGAACCAAAAUUAUGGCAAGAGUGUCAAACACGGACCAUCUUCAAACCACAAGUGCUCUCACUGUGUCCAUACUCAGAUUAACAUACAAAACCCCUUCUACAAAAAGCCAGAACCGGAGUUCCGAUGUCCCGGUGAAUCAGUAGAGAUGAACUGCCUCAGCUGUACCCGCAAGGUCUACCGGGAGUGCUCCGUGGCUGGGGCCAUCAAAAUCACAGAGGUACGGGUGAAGACUGAGUAUCCCACCUCCAAGAACAAGUGUAAUGUUGGUGCCAAGGAGAAUUUCGGCAUUAUUGGAGGAUCCGAGAUCUGGGUGAACUAUGGCUGCAGGGCCAAAUUCCUCGUCUGCUACGAGAAAGGAGAAACGGAACCCAUGACUAUGAACUGCAUGUCGACGUCACGACGUCAUGAAUGCCCGUACCAGCUACGAGGGGUUCACGUUAUCAUCAAAGUUACCAUGCUCUGGAGCUACGGCACAGGCAGGUGCACGGAGAACAAGUCCUGGGGUCGGGACAAGAAGGGUAUCUGGGUAACGGACAACUGUAGCGCCACCUUUAGGGUAUUCUACACCUAAAACAGGGUCACACUGGUGAUACC
This is a messenger RNA of Mya arenaria, 872 nucleotides long. RefSeq lists its product as uncharacterized. The transcript has 7 exons. The coding region runs from base 43 to 849 and encodes 268 amino acids. The record is from RefSeq and is a predicted model, not a curated record. NCBI's taxonomy places the organism in Eukaryota, Metazoa, Mollusca, Bivalvia, Myida, Myidae.